This is a messenger RNA of Anolis carolinensis (green anole), 1455 nucleotides long. Its product is annotated as angio-associated migratory cell protein-like. Gene Ontology annotation, cellular component: cytosol. The coding region runs from base 52 to 1347 and encodes 431 amino acids. The transcript has a single exon. Gene Ontology annotation, molecular function: protein binding. Lineage: Eukaryota; Metazoa; Chordata; Lepidosauria; Squamata; Anolidae. The record is from RefSeq and is a predicted model, not a curated record.
UAGCUCGAGGUGCCGCGUGUGUCGUGUUGUGGAAGCCAGCAGGCGGGCGGCAUGGCGGACCCUGGCGGCGGGGAAGGGCCAGAGCCGGGCCCGGAGGGAUCAGAGACCCUCCUGCUCCUGGCAGGCGGCGCGGAAGGGGGCGCCGAGGAGAUCGUGGAAGUGGUGGACCUGGAGCCGCCUGGGCCCGAUGAUCUGGCUGGUGAGAUGGAAGAUGUGGAUCUCGAUGAAGAACAGGGCGCUUGGGUGACUGAAGAGGAGGAUGAGGGAGUAGAAGAGGGCAUGGCGGCCCAAGAUGACAGCGAGGUCACCUUCUCAAAACAUACUGCUUCUGUUUUCUGUGUCAGCCUUGAUCCCAAGACUAACACGCUGGCAGUGACAGGUGGUGAAGAUGACAAGGCCUUUGUGUGGCGCCUCAGUGAUGGAGAACUCCUUUUUGAAUGCUCAGGUCAUAAAGACUCUGUCACAUGUACUGGGUUUAGCCAUGACUCCACCUUUGUGGCUACAGGUGACAUGAGCGGAUUGAUCAAAGUCUUGACCAAAGAGGAGAUCUGGUCUUUUGAAGUGGGUGACUUGGAGUGGAUGGAGUGGCACCCUCAAUCCCAUAUCCUUCUGGCUGGAACAGCAGAUGGAAACUCCUGGAUGUGGAAAAUCCCCAGUGGGGAAUGCAAGACGUUCCAAGGGCCAAACUGCCCUGCUACCUGUGGACGUGUCCUUUCCGAUGGAAAGAGAGCUGUGGUUGGCUAUGAAGAUGGAACAGUUCGCAUCUGGGAUCUGAAGCAGGGGAGUCCACUACAUGUCCUUAAAGGUCAGGAUGGUCAUCAGGGCCCUUUGACAUGUGUGGCCAGCAAUAAGGAUGGCAGCCUAAUCCUGACAGGUUCUGUUGACUGCCAUGCCAAGCUGGUGAACUCUGCAACGGGCAAGGUUGUGUCUGUGUUCAAGGCAGAGAGCAUUGUCCCCAAGCCUUCAGUGGGAGAGACUGAGGAGGCUGAAUCCAACUCAGUGGAGUCGCUGGGUUUCUGCAAUGUGAUGCCACUGGCAGCUGUUGGCUAUUUAGAUGGGACCUUGGCCAUUUAUGACCGUGCUACCCAGACCUUAAGACACAAGUGCCAGCAUGAGUCAGGGAUUGUACAGCUCCUGUGGGAGGACAGCUCACCUGUGGUUUAUACCUGCAGCCUAGAUGGGGCUGUGUCCCUCUGGGAUGCCCGUUCAGGAAAGUUGAUCAGUGAGUACCGGGGCUACUCAGCAGAAAUCCUGGACUUGGCUUUGUACAAAGAUGCUUCCAUUGUAGUUACUACUUCCGGCGAUCACCAGGCCAAGGUGUUCUGUGUGCAGCGCCCAGAUCGCUAACAGGGCUUCGCUCAGCAGAGAAUGACGCUGUGGAGAGACAGGACUAUGUGGAUGCAGGCAGCCAGGCCCACAGGACUGUGGCAGGGUUGACGUAAUCAUGUCUUGGGG